GAAGCAGCUGAUGUUUCUGCACAAAGUCUCGUUUGGGAAGUUCCGAAACGUGGCUUUUAUUCGCACUUUCCUCGUCGAACUCCCGUUGGUGCCGCACAAAGAACUUCCUGCAAUAAUGAAAGAUCAAUCAGUAAUGCGGGAAAACACAGUUGCCUCUGAAAUUCGCAAGUUUAACUUGCUACAGGAGCAGCGAGUUCAUACAUAUAGACUUUUUGAAGAGGGGCACAAGAUAUAUUUGAGUACGAGCCCAAACUACGACUUCCCCACUUUUCGGCAGCUGGUUCAUGAUAUCACACAAGAAUUCAAGAGAAUAUCAGCAGAUAUCAUAGCUAUUGAGAAGAACCUUAGAUCUAGUGGUAAUGCUGCUGUUGCAGAUACAAUUCUAGCAAUUCAAGAAUGUGAAAAGAAGAAGUUAGAGUUGACCGCACACCUGCAGCUUGCACGACAGAUGGUUACAGAGUGCAGUGAAGGUGAACUAGAAAAGAUGAAAGAAAAGGAAAUUAGAGCCGAGCUGGGACAUGUUGUAGAAGAAAUAAAUGACCAUUUAACUGAGCUACGAUAUGAAGUUUACAACGGGGAAUAAUGAUGUGUACUUCUAGAUUUUCUGUUUGAGUGCCAUACUAUAAGUAGGUUUUAUCUAGCUUAAAGCUCAAGAUGGAUUAUAUAGAAGUGAAAUACAUCUUCAGUAGUGGGAAUAGUAGCUUGCAUCAGCCAGAAUCAUUAUAAAUAUUAAUGCAAGGUUUAAAAGCAGAUGGGAAUUAUUUUGGUGAGCCUGCAAGCUUAUGGUGGAAGAUAGAAUGGAAAGUAAAAGAGAAUAUUAAUGGGUUAAGCAAAGUUUAAUAAAAUAAUAGAUCUGAUUGCACAGAACUGCAGUGAAUAAGUCUAUUCUUAUAAUCAAAAUUGUAAAUGAAGUCAAUUGAAAGUAUCAUUUUGAAAGUACUGCAGUUUAUAGAUAGAAAUCUGUAAUAACAUGUAUUUUUUUCCUGUAUUAGAUAUUUAUGUAUAUUUUAUGAUUAUUGUAAUUUUUCUAGAGAAUUCCAGUUUAUUUACAGUGAAUCUCGUGAUACACCAAUAAAUAUUAUAAUUAGUCAAUAAAUAUUAUAAUUAGUUGUUACAAAUUGAGAUCAUAAAAGUGCCUUUUAUACUGAAAUUAUCAAAUCCAAGUGCCAAGGUGAACAAAUUGAGGAGGAAUAUAACCUAUUUCAUACAGAAUAUUAUUUUUUUUAGCCAUUAUUAUAUUUUUUUUUAUCAUUUUUCUUUGUGACAAAUUAUUUUCGUUUGGGGUAAGUCAUUGCCCUGGUUUGUUCUGUUUUUCUAAAGUAUUUAGUUUUUGCUUGUUCAGAGAUAUUUCUGGUAUAUCCAUUGUCAACAGUUUAUUAAUCUACUAUGAUAGGUUGUGAGCUUCAGUUGUUUUAAUGUUAGUUGACAAGAUUUCAGACAUGUUGAUGUAUGUUGAGUUUUCGUUUCAGAUGUGAAAGUUCCAUGUAAACAAAAAUGAACAACAUUCAUUAGCUAUUUUUUCUACCAAUAAAAAGUUUAAAGCAUGCA
Molecule: messenger RNA, 1548 nt
Organism: Penaeus vannamei (Pacific white shrimp)
Lineage: Eukaryota; Metazoa; Arthropoda; Malacostraca; Decapoda; Penaeidae
Product: required for excision 1-B domain-containing protein
Source: RefSeq, a predicted model, not a curated record